GAGCAUUGUUCGAUUCGACGUCAGGUUAACCAAUUCCCUUUCCUUCUUUUCCUUUUAUCUAUCCUAUUUUUUAAUUCACUCUUUUCUUUACACGGCCUUAUGAUAACACCCUAAUUGAAAUUGCCAAAUUCAAUGUCUUCUGAAAACGCCGCCACAUCUACAUCCUCCGACAAUGCGGGCCCCCGUGCGGAGCUGGAUAUCACGAAGCUCCAUGCCCUCCCCUCCGAACAACAGGAUCUUUACCUGCUUACAUUCACAUCGGACCUAGUGCAACACAUCUCAGGAUUGGAUGGAGCGCAGGUGUCAUCUCAGCAGAAGUUCUUGAAGAAGGAACUGUUCAAGAUACUUACACUUCCGUCGCCGACGAUCACACGAGUCCUCCGCAACAACCUAGGACGAUGCUCUGGGGCUAUACUUGGGAAGGGAGACCGGGGUAUACUGUUCGAGACUAUAACGGAGUUACUGGGCAUUUUAAAUGCGGGGAAGAGCGAGGCGGACAUCAAGACGAAGUUCGCCGCGGCGCAUUGUAUAGGGGAGGUCUUUGCGGUCGCUGGAGAGAGUGCUUUUGCGCAGUCAGGGGCAGUGGUUUCCAGCUUACUCAAGCUGUUGAAGCCGUCCAGUAACCACACAGGUCUUCGUGGCUCAAUCUUUGCCGUGCUGCGCAAGGUAGUUGUCGGCGUUGGACUCCCUGUUGAUGAACCGACAGCUAGAGAUGUUUGGAAACAGGCCCGCAAUGCAGCAACCAGCGACAAGUCGACUUUCGUCCAGGUCCACGCCUGUCGCUGCCUUGAGCAGCUGGUGAAAACAACACCAUUCUUUGACAACACGAGCGACCUGGAGAAUCUGAAGACCGUGAUCUGGAAGAUCAUCGAUAGCCCCGUGGCUCCCGUCCGACAUGCGGCUGCAGCUUGUUUAGCUCGAGCAUUGGUGAAGCUCCAUGCCAUGGAUAACCGAGUUGCGCCUGCCCCAAAGCCGAAGAAAUCAAAGAGGCAGUCCAAGAAACCGGCGCCUAGACCCGGCGACGAUGAAGAGGAGGCGGAAGUUUCUGAAGCUUCUACCCCUAAAAAGGAUACGCGCUUAUAUUUCCUACUCCCUGAUCUUCUCCGUCAGCUGUCUAUUCAAUAUUUGAAGAGCACAACUUCCAAUCGCGCACGGGCGGGUAUUGCUGUGUGCUAUAAGCAUGUUUUGCGCAACCUCGGGGACAAGAUCAUUGAAGAGCGGUAUGGUCAGAUCGCGGGCCAUCUUCUUUUUGAUCUCUUGAACCACCCAACCGUCACAUAUAAUCGAUUUAGACAUCUCAUGACUAGGAAGUUUAUUAAGAGCAUUCUGGAGGAUACCGUUGGCCGCGAGUCGCUGCGAGAGAACAGUCAACUCAAUGCAGCCAAGUGGUUGAUUAAUGAGGUUCUCAAGGAUUAUCCUCAGGUCAUUCAAGAGCGCCGCGAGCCUAGCAAAUAUACUCUCACGAGUGCCCUUAGUGCGCUGUCUUCUUUGAUUUCAUCGCUUGGAUCGGCCUUCGGUACUCUUGCCGAAGCUUGUCGCGAGGCUUUACUUCAGGUUCUCCCCCAUCCGAGCUACACUGUUCAGAUCCACGCUGCACACUGUCUGCGUGAAUUCGUCCUUGCAUGCCCACACCAGCUUUUGUCAUGCGUGACGAUUUGUAUGAAUAGUCUGAACAGGGAGCUUGGACAGCUAUCUACACCACGACAGUCCCCGCGGCGCUGUGUCGGGUAUGCAAAUGGGCUUUCGGCAAUGCUGAGCACUUCUCGCCUUCAGCCACUUUACGGCUCCGUUGAGGUGUUCUCCCGUGUAUUCAACCAGGCAACCGAUCUGCUGAAAACAAGCAGCAGCUCUGAACUGCGAACUGCAAGCACACAGAUUCAGGUUGCUUGGAUUCUAAUUGGAGGGCUGAUGCCUCUGGGCCCUAGUUUUGUGAAAAUUCAUCUUUCUCAGUUGAUGUUGCUUUGGAAAAACGCGCUUCCCAGGCAUCUUGGUAAAGAGAAUAGUGCUCAGCGGGGAAAUUUAGAGAUGAGCUUUCUGACACAUGUCAGAGAUUGUGCUUUAAGCUCCUUGUUGACUUUCAUGGAGUUCAACAGUAAAUUGAUUACGGCAGAUGGAGCGAAAAGAAUAGCUACAUUUCUGGAGAACACAGUCACCUACCUCGAUGAUUUGCCAAAGCAGAAAAAAUCUGUUGAAGAUAUUUCGCAGCGGCUUCACCCUUCAUUACAGCUAAGUGACCUUGCAACAAUGGUCCGUCGACGUGUUCUCCAAUGUUUUUCGAAGCUUGUCCAUAUCCAUCACCUUAGUCAUGGAGAUAUAAUUUCCCAAUCUAGCCUUUUGAGUCUUGCGAUAGCUUCGUUUGCUGAUCCGGAUUCCGCUCAAACAAAUCCAAUGGAGAGCUCGAUUGCGGCCUCCAGUGGCCAAUUUGACAACCUGUGGGAUCUCUGCGAUAACUUUGGUUUCGGGGUGACGGGCCUGUCAAGGGAAUACAUUGCAAUGACUCUAUCUGGGAAACAUGAGAAUGAGAAUGGGCCAUCUUGGUCUGCUGUGGACUCGGCAGAUCAGUCCAUUGAUGAUGCUUUGACUUUUCCGAUUUGCCAGGCGAGCGAACACGAUUCAGUUCUUCUCUACUGCUCAAGAGAUGGUGACAGCAUUGUUGCAGACCCACCUACAACUGGGGUUGUCAAUGCUGCUGUCGAUCUAUUUGCUGUUGCUAUUCCCCUUCAUGCCCCUAAAGUCCAGGAGAGCAGCGUUGAGCAAAUUGCAACCUUUCUUUCAUCCCCUAGCCUCCAGCGGAACCCUGGACGCAAAGCUGCCAUGGUCGUCAACAUAGGUGUGGCAUUGCUUCAUGCUCUCAAGGUUGCUGUUAAAGACCUAGCCCCCUCGGCUGGAAAGUUGAAUCCAGCCACAGACAAAAUAUUGCAAGAGCUUUUACAGAAAUUUGUCACCGAUGCUGAUCCAAUUGUCCGUACCAUUGGAGUUGAGGCGCUCGGGCGACUUUGCGACAGUUCUGGAAACGCCUUCACAACCACGCAAAUCAACUGGCUUGUAGAUUCCAUUGUGGAAAAUCGGGAACCCAACACCCGUGCUGGCUGUGCUGCUGCUUUGGGCUGCAUCCACUCCCAAGUUGGUGGUAUGGCUGCUGGUUUGCAUCUCAAAACCAUUGUCGGCGUUUUGAUGUCGUUGUGCAAUGAUCCUCAUCCUGUGGUUCACUUCUGGGCUCUAGGAGGAUUGGAAAGAGUUGCAAAUUCUGCAGGCUUGACGUUUUCUCCCUUCGUCUCUAGCUCACUUGGAAUGCUGGCCCAGCUCUACAACGCAGAUACACAUAACGAAGAGGCAGUAACGUUGGCAACCUCCAACAUUGAAAUGUCCUUCCUCACACCUGUGGUUAUAAGUCGUUGCAUCGAUUCUCUCAUCAACGUGCUCGGGCCCGACCUACAAGACAUCGCUAAAACACGCAAUCUUAUCCUCACUCUUCUCCGACAAUUCCAGCUGGAAGAUAGCCCAGCUCUGGUGACUGAGAGCUCCAAAUGCUUGGAUCACCUGUUCUUAUAUGCACCAGGGUUUGUGGACUUCUCAGGAUACGUCAAGCGCCUUCAACAGGAACUUUCUUCGGAUAGCCCGCUGAUGAGAGAUGUGGCCGUUCGUGCACUGAGCAAUCUUAUGAAGCGGGAUGCUGCCUUGGUUAUCCGAAAUGCUACACCCACACUUGAAGAAGAUAUCUGGUUCGCUUUCGACGAUUCACCUGACAACAGUUUGCUCAGAAGCAUGAUACAAAAUUGGCUUCAGCAGACCGCUUUGGUUGAAACUGAAAUGUGGAUACAGCGUUGCCAAACUAUCUUGACCAAAACGCGCCAUAAAGUGGAAGAUGUGCCGCAGACCGCACCACCCAAGACUGCCAAUCAAGACAUUCCAGAUGAUGAAGUUGCAGGCUUCGCUUCUGCGGUUACUGGUACAGGACCGACUGAGGCCAAUGACGGCGUUUCUGGGCAGGAAUUAUUGAAAUGGCAGACUCGUAACUUCGUGAUGAGCUGUCUCAGUGAGCUAUUGGAAACAGUGCAAGCAGCCAUUCUACCAGACCAAACAAUCCCUGCCGAACUUGCUCUUCAGCAAAACGUUGGAGAUGUUGUCAGGAUGGCAUUCUCGGCCUCUACUGCAAAUGUCAUAGAGCUGCGAGUGUGGGGUCUGAAAAUCAUUGACCAAGUUCUUAAGAUGUUCGGCAAAACCCCAGACCCAGACUUCUCCGAGGCGUCUCUUUUGGAACAAUACCAGGCCCAAAUUGGAUCAGCCCUCACUCCAGCGUUUGCGGCCGACUCGUCAGCGGAACUGGCAUCAGAAGCAAUUAAUGUUUCUGCCACAUUCAUUGCAACGGGAAUCGUCACAAAUGUAGACCGGAUGGGCAGGAUUUUGAAGCUUUUGGUCCUUGGCCUGGAGAAUUUUUCUAAAAACCCAGACACGACCGAAAUUGGCGACCUGAAGGGACUGAACUCGAAUGCCAGAGUUAUGGUUAAGAUGGCUCUCUUUUCAGCCUGGGCACGGUUGCAGAUCGCGAGCAUAGAACAAGAUUAUCUGACUCAGGUAGUCGAGCCCUAUCUUAUAAGACUUACUCCACUGUGGCUCUCUUCCCUCCAGGAAUUCGCCCGUCUGCGAUUUGAGCCAGAUAUCUCAGGAAGUCUAGGCACCGGCCCGCAAGGUAGCGAUUUGGACGAGGUUUAUGCUGCUUUGAAUCGGGAAACAUUGUUGAAGUUCUACCAAGACUCCUGGCUUAAUUUUGUCGAUGCCAUCGCUGGUCUUGUCGAAAAGGACAUUGAUUUCGUUUUUGAUGCCCUAGAUGGAAAGUCGAAGCUGACGGAACCCACCGAGUCAGAAAAGAACGAAGAAAGCCCUGCUAAGGUCGAACCGGAGGGUAAAGGGCAUGAUAUCAACUAUCGCGAUGAACCGGUUGCGUUUUUCUUUGUCCUUUUUGGACUGGCAUUCGAGGCCCUUGUCGACCAAUUGACUUCACCAUCGCAGAGAAUGGAUAUUCUCCAGGCCCUCAAGAGAAUUCUACGGCCAGUGAUCUCAGGAAAUGCGAUAUACCAGGAUGCUAUCUUCUCCGAGACAAUGGAUAGCCUGGAUCGUCUUGUUCUGACUGAGGGAAUUCCUAUUCAAAAUGUCAUCGUUGAGAUAGCGCGCAACUUGUCGCUGGACCACCCCGCAGCAAAGGGAGGUCAAGGGCGAGUUGAGCAUCUUUCAGACGAUGUGGAGCAGCUGUUUGAGCUAACUAGAAGCAUUAUUUUGGUUCUUGCAACGCUGUUACCUAACCUCCGUGACUCUACACCAAUUGCUCGAUUCAACGUGACUUCUGACGACUCUCUGUCUCUUACUCGUCUUGCACUUUCAUCUCUAGUCGAUGUCGCUUCGAUUUUCCCAUCGAUUAUUCGCAAUGAUCUUCAUGCAUGCAUUCUGCACAUAUUCACCACCAUUCUUGCGACAGGAUUAUGCCAGCAGCAAGUCGUGCCUCAGGCUCUUCCGAUAUUCAAACAAUUUGUUCAGGGAAUAGCCAAUUCAGACGAUGACGAUGGACCUGAACGGUCUGAGAAUCUUAGUGUUGUGUCACACCAGCUUCGCGGUUGUUUAACACGCUUCCUCGCCACUCUCACCAUUGCUCAGCGACGAGAGUCAGAAUCUUCUCUGCCGUGUGCCAAGAACACCCUUCUGGCGAUUACUAUUUUAUUGACAACAGGAGGCCACCUCAUCCCACCUCAAGACCCACUUAUUAUUCGAGUCCUUGACGAGUGCCUCGAUUGUCUCCAUGAUGUUGGUCUUGCCAAUGUAGCAGCAGGCUGCCUCCGCUCGAUUCUAUUGGCCCCCAACCCUAGAUCACCUACAUACGAGGUCGUUGCCAGAUACCUGACACCCAGAUUGAUCGGUUUCCUGGUUGGCUGCCCAAUGGAAAACGGUGAAGUCCCGAGUGACCCAGAGAACUCGAGAGUUGUUGUUGCACGCACACUAGUUUCCUGUGUCACCCAUGGAGCAUUUUCUACCGGUGAAGUGCCAAAGGCCAUUUCCCUCGUCAUGUCGGCCCUCCUUGCCCGUGGAAAGCGUGAAGGGCAAGCAGUACAUCAAGAAACCGCAGCACACUUGCUGGAACUUGCAAAGGCUGACCAAACCACAUUCAGGCUCCUUGUAGCCAGCAUGAAGCCAGAGCAGAAAGCGUUGCUCGAGGAAAUCCUUCGAAGCGCGGGUGUUGGAGCCGGGGCAAACAGAAACCAAAGAGACAGUGCAGAAGACGAAGGCCAGCAGAAUAUGCCGAGUAUUGCACUGAGAUUUGAUUUCUAGUUUGAUACCCAGGGGAGUGUUUUUUUUUACUUUGUUUCUUUUUCUUUUUCCUUUUCUUUUCUCGUUUUCGACAUGAGCAAAAUUUUGAUGAUUGGACGGAUUAACAACAUGAAUGUGGUCCAGCAUACCUGAAUUCUGCUUUGCAUAUAUAGACUCGAAGAUAAAUCAGUGUAAUUGGCUUUACUGAACUGAAAAUAGAAAUAUACGCAUAUUCAUUCUGAACUCUGGUCUUCAUCCUCACCCACC
Molecule: messenger RNA, 6564 nt
Organism: Aspergillus wentii DTO 134E9
Lineage: Eukaryota; Fungi; Ascomycota; Eurotiomycetes; Eurotiales; Aspergillaceae
Product: AP-1 complex accessory protein LAA1
Exons: 6
Coding region: 133-6318 (2061 amino acids)
Biological process (GO): intracellular protein localization; retrograde transport, endosome to Golgi; endocytosis
Cellular component (GO): membrane; endocytic vesicle; Golgi apparatus
Source: RefSeq, a predicted model, not a curated record